AUGUGGUGCGGCGGCGCAGCCGCAAUGGUGGCCUUUUGCGCCGGACUUUGGGUCUCUAACCCGAGGCGGGUGCAGGGCCAGGAGGCCUGGGGGAUCCCGGGCGCCGACUGUGAAGUAUGUCAAGAAUUCUUGAGUCGAUUCUACAACUCUUUGAUAGCCAGAGGAGUCAACUUUUCUCUGGACACCAUAGAAAAAGAAUUGAUCAACUUUUGCUUGGAUGUCAAAGGAAAAGAAAACCGCCUGUGCUACUAUCUAGGAGCAACAAAAGAUGCUGCUACGAAGAUCCUAAGUGAGGUCACUCGCCCGAUGAGUGUGCACAUGCCUGCCGCAAAGAUAUGUGAGAAGCUAAAGAAGAUGGACAGUCAGAUCUGUGAGCUGAAAUACGAAAAGAAACUGGACUUGGCAUCAGUGGACCUGUCCAAGAUGAGAGUAGCAGAGCUGAAGCAGAUACUGCAUGGCUGGGGAGAAGAGUGCAGAGCCUGCGCAGAAAAAACCGACUACGUGAAUCUCAUCAAAGAACUGGCGCCCAAGUAUGCAUCGACGCACCCCCAAACAGAACUCUGA
Messenger RNA from Rangifer tarandus platyrhynchus (Svalbard reindeer), 564 nucleotides. The record is from the annotation of a GenBank genome assembly. Lineage: Eukaryota; Metazoa; Chordata; Mammalia; Artiodactyla; Cervidae.